Messenger RNA from Opisthorchis viverrini, 462 nucleotides. RefSeq lists its product as hypothetical. The coding region runs from base 1 to 462 and encodes 153 amino acids. The record is from RefSeq and is a predicted model, not a curated record. NCBI's taxonomy places the organism in Eukaryota, Metazoa, Platyhelminthes, Trematoda, Opisthorchiida, Opisthorchiidae. The transcript has 3 exons.
AUGGAAUCUGCCGGUAUCCAUGAGAGCACGUUCAACUCGAUCAUGAAGUGCGAUGUGGAUAUCCGCAAGGAUUUGUACGCGAACACCGUGCUGUCUGGUGGUACGACCAUGUUCCCUGGUAUUGCGGAUCGUAUGCAGAAGGAGAUCACUGCGUUGGCUCCGAGUACGAUGAAGAUCAAGAUCGUUGCCCCACCGGAGCGUAAAUACUCGGCGGUCACCGAGUGGUGCGACCCAUACGAUUUGCUGGAUGUUGACUUAUCGCAGACCGACAAUACAUCCUUGAAGCUGGUGUUGAGCACUGUACCGCUAUUAAAGAGUACCGUAAUUUGGGCUGCACUGGACGUCCGUCUCAAGACAGUGGACAAAGAUGAAAGACUCAAGGAGGUGCUCCAUCAUCAUACUGGAUCUGCGAAUGAUAAAAAUACCACCCGUUUCUAUAAAACGCUAGCUGCUCAAUACUAG